UUCAUUGUUGUAAAUUCAUAAUAAUAUAUAGUUAUUUAUACUAUAUUUAUGUACUCAACUAAGUCAGCUAACUCAAUAAUUAAUAGCCAAUUCAAUUGUUAAUUGACAAUUAAUUUUGUACUAUACGGCCUAUACUCUAAAGUGUAUACGUCUGUUUUCAAUAAUCUGUUUUUUAAGUGAAUACCUAUUACUUAUUAAAUUUAUUAUUAAUAAUAUGUAAUUCCACCUGUUUUAUUUUUAAAAAGAAAUUCCACUUUGUUAGACUCGUUAUCAUGGCUAAAUAGAUUUAUUUAUUAAUAGCUGUGUACGAUAAUUGUUAAGAGAGACAGUGUGUUGUGUUUACUGUUUACACACUUACACAAAUAUUUUUUUGGAACGAACUCAGUUAUUUGUUUUUGAGUUUUUACUGUACCCAAAUAUUUAACUAUUUUUUAUUAUCCAUACAAUUAUAUUAAACUACAUAACCACAAAUACAUUUUCAACAUGAACAAGAGAAGGUAUCCAUAUGGUGUUGAUAUGUGUCCUCAGUUAAAAAUACACAUUGGAGAGAAACAAGUUGCUAAUGGAGUUUUGGGACCAUCAAAAAUGUCUGAAGUUUAUGAAAAAACUAAGCAGAUGUUGUUUCAAAGAGCAGGAGCAUCGUUUGAAGUAAUAGAGCAUGCUGUGGUUGUUGAUAAAAUUCCAUGCGACAGUAAACCAUCUAAACAAAUGCAGUUAACAUUUGAUGGAAAAUUGUGCAGGCCUGAUGUUUUAAUUGAAAAUUCAAACAUGUAUAAUUACAAUCAAGAAAAAUGUAAUUUUUGUUCAAAAACAGAAAAGUUGGAUUUUUGUGGGAUAUGUGGAGAAAUAUUUUGCAACAUGUGUUCAUUUUCUUUAUUUGGCGAUGAAGUGAGUAAAAUGUGUUUAACAUGUUAUAAAUAAAUGUAAAAACUUAAAUUUUUUGUAAAAAGUGUGAUUUAUGUUUAUUGAUUUAAAGUUUAUUAGACAAUUGAAUUUUUAAUGUAAACCUCGUUUGUUUUUUAUUUUAUUAAAUUAAAUCUAUUAGAUCUAUUUUUAAAUAAUGUUACAAAAGUAAUUUAUUCAACUGUUGAACUGUUUUUUUUAACAUACUUUAAAGUUUAAUUUUGAUUUUUUAAUAUAAGUAAUAAGUAAUAACUUAUUUUUUCAAUAAAGCUAAUAUAAUAUCUUAAAAUUUUGUAUUUAUUACUUUAUGUACCUAUACAAGAUGUAUGUACAAAUUACAGUUUAUGUUAAUUUAAGCUUGUUACAUGGUUACAAAUCCAUUAUCUGGCUUGUCCCAUAAACAAACACAAACGUUUAUCAAUUAAUAAAUGUAUGUUUAACCGUUCAUAA
Aphis gossypii (cotton aphid) is the source of this 1353-nucleotide messenger RNA. Its product is annotated as apoptosis regulatory protein Siva-like. Lineage: Eukaryota; Metazoa; Arthropoda; Insecta; Hemiptera; Aphididae. Bases 484 to 921 code for a protein of 145 amino acids. The transcript has 4 exons. The record is from RefSeq and is a predicted model, not a curated record. Gene Ontology annotation, biological process: extrinsic apoptotic signaling pathway. Gene Ontology annotation, molecular function: CD27 receptor binding.